AUGCCUGCAGACAGAGAUGACGAGAUUUGUCGAAAAGCACUUGAACUCCUCUCAGACCUUUGUUCUAGGGGCGAAGUGCCGAAUGAGAACUGCCUGGAUUUCACAUACUACUUCCGAGAUCUCGCCAGGCCACGCUACUCAGAUUCAGAUGUGUCGGUGAGCCUGCUGUCUCUGGUGGUUACAGCCUGCGGUCUAGCCCUGUUUGGAGUCUCUCUCUUUGUAUCAUGGAAGUUGUGCUGGAUCCCGUGGAGGGAGCGUGCUCUGUCCCCCACCAUCAAAGACGCCACAGGACACCUCAUCCCCACCCUGAGCCCUCUGCCCCCCCAGCUUGCCCCGAGGCAGCCAGUCUACACGGCAGUCGACCCGCCAGCACACGACCGCCGUAAGUCCUCUCACUGCUCCACGGCUCCAGAGCCCACUCCAGUGGCAUCAGUGGUGUCUGUGGAGGCCCCGAUGUCCCCAAUGUCACCCCCUCCUGAGGUCAAAGCCCCUCCUGAAGUUGCCAUGAAGAUCAGCCACACAUCUCCAGACAUACCACUGGACGUGGAAUGUAAGACCAGGGAGAAUGGCGUCCACACCACACCACGAAUACAGCGGCAGACCACUGAGCCAUCCUCAAAUGGACAAGGCUCCAUCCGAAGACACAUGAACCUGUCCAACCCAGACUUUAAUGUGGCCCAGUUCCAGCGGCAGGACUCCCUCACAGGGAUGGGUCUAGGUUUGGGGCGCCUGAAGCCUGAACUGUACAAACAGCGCUCCCUGGAGGGUGACGACGGUAGCCGCAGAGGCAGCAGCUGUGGACGACUCCAUUUUAUUCUUAAAUUUGACUGUGACCUGGAACAGCUAAUUGUUAAAAUUCAUAAAGCUGAGGAUCUUCCUGCAAAGGACUUCUCUGGUACUUCCGAUCCUUAUGUAAAAAUCUACCUGCUCCCGGACCGGAAAACCAAGCACCAAACAAAAGUCCACAGAAAAACACUGAAUCCAGUAUUUGAUGAAGUCUUCUUGUUCCCGGUGGCAUAUUCUGAGCUUCCAACACGCAAGCUACACUUUACGGUCUACGACUUUGACCGCUUCUCACGUCAUGACAUUAUUGGUCAAGUGAUGGUGGACAACUUCUUGGAUCUUGCUGAUUUCCCCAGGGAGACCAAACUGUGCCGCGAUGUCCAAUAUAUGAGCUCGGACAAUGUGGAUCUUGGGGACCUGAUGUUCUCUCUCUGCUACCUGCCGACAGCAGGCAGACUCACCAUUACCAUGAUAAAGGCCCGUAAUCUCAAGGCUAUGGACAUCACUGGUGCUUCUGAUCCCUAUGUGAAGGUUUCUCUAAUGUGCGACGGCCGGCGACUGAAGAAGAGGAAGACGUCGACCAAGAGAAACACACUGAAUCCCAUUUAUAAUGAGGCCAUUGUCUUUGAUGUGCCUCCAGAAAGCAUUGAGCAAAUCAGCCUUCUGGUCGCAGUGAUGGACUAUGACCGAGUGGGCCAUAAUGAAGUAAUCGGAGUGUGUCGGAUUGGCAACGAUGCAGAUAACCUCGGCAGAAACCACUGGAAUGAAAUGCUCACAUAUCCCCGCAAACCAGUCGCUCACUGGCACCCCCUGGUGGAGUACCAGGGAACAAGCAGCAGCCAGGGAGGAUCGUGUAAUUCCUUGAAGACUCCUCCAUCUCCCUAG
Messenger RNA from Knipowitschia caucasica, 1668 nucleotides. Lineage: Eukaryota; Metazoa; Chordata; Actinopteri; Gobiiformes; Gobiidae. The record is from the annotation of a GenBank genome assembly.